AUGCAGCUGACAACCAUUCUCGUCCUGGCCGCCUCCGCCGCAACGGGCCUGGCCCAGUCUUGCACCUACGAGACCGCCAACUACCUCUCCGUCUGCCAGCAAGGCAACAACCUCUUCUGCUCUGGCAACACGGGCGUGUGCGUCCAGGGCAAGACCGAUACCUUCGACGACACUGCCACCAAAGCCAACGAGGACGCCUGCGUCGGCCUAAGCCGCGGUGACAGCUGCGUCCAGACUGUUGCCUGCUGUUAA
This is a messenger RNA of Diaporthe amygdali, 252 nucleotides long. RefSeq lists its product as uncharacterized. Lineage: Eukaryota; Fungi; Ascomycota; Sordariomycetes; Diaporthales; Diaporthaceae. Bases 1 to 252 code for a protein of 83 amino acids. The transcript has a single exon. The record is from RefSeq and is a predicted model, not a curated record.